This is a messenger RNA of Eurytemora carolleeae, 6370 nucleotides long. RefSeq lists its product as uncharacterized. Gene Ontology annotation, biological process: regulation of transcription by RNA polymerase II. The transcript has 6 exons. Gene Ontology annotation, cellular component: chromosome. Gene Ontology annotation, molecular function: chromatin insulator sequence binding; DNA-binding transcription factor activity, RNA polymerase II-specific. The record is from RefSeq and is a predicted model, not a curated record. The coding region runs from base 68 to 5641 and encodes 1857 amino acids. NCBI's taxonomy places the organism in Eukaryota, Metazoa, Arthropoda, Copepoda, Calanoida, Temoridae.
AUACAUCAGCUGCAAGUGAAUACUGUGCCACUGUGGUCUGUGUUGUGUGCUAAGGGCCGGGUGAAGAAUGGAAGCUGAUAGUGCAGGGUUGGAUAGACCAUUUGUCUGUGAUUAUUGUCCAAAAAAGUAUCUUAGAAAAAACAAUUUGGAAGAUCAUGUUCUUAUGGAGCAUCCAGAUACAGAGCAGAUAUUGGUUGAGAUAGGGAACCUGCAUCUGUUUGGAAGGGGGCGAAGGGGUCGUGGCCGACCCCGGGGUUCAACUUCUAGGGCGUCCGACAUUAUCAAGUAUAAGGCGAGGAACGGGAGAUCUAAGGGUAGUUUGAUAAUACAAUGUGAGAUCUGUAACAAGAGGUUUAGAUACCAGAGUGAUCUCAAGAACCAUGUUGAGUCCCAUUUCAGAGGCAGGGGCAGGGGUAGCAGAGGUUCCGGUAUAUCACGAGGUUCAGCUCCGCCCUCACGUGCAGGACACAAAGGAUCAUCACGGGGUCUCUCCCCCAGGAGAGGAUCCUCCAGGGGUGGUCGAGGAUACUCUACCCGGGGUUUAGUAUCCGAGUAUCCUUGUAUAUCUCAGCUCACUAGGACGCGUCCUUGUCUAUACUGCGGGAAAACUUUCUUUGAUAAGGCGGAGCUCUACAGACACGAGGAAACAGAGGCGGAGGAGUUCGAGAGGGACGCCAUGCAUUUCGAGACAGACAAUAAGAUGAAGAUAAACCAGUCAAUGUUUGAGAGUCAGGUUCCGAACCUGGAUCAGGAGAUAGAUAGGACGGAUGAAGAGUUCGGAGAUGAAUACCGUGUACCAACAAACUUGAAGGUUGAAACAAAAAGCCUAAAUUCCUUUUCUGUAACAAGCAACUAUGUAAACUAUGCAACCCAGAGCGUAAACAACCCAGUAUGUAAUAAUGUUGCCAGUCUAAACCUUACCACAACCUUUCAACCUUUAUCCACCAACCCUGUGUACAACAACCAUACCAGUCAGUAUACCAGCUUGGAUCCUGUGUGCUCUGUAUACCAGGGUACCCGGAGCUCCACCCCUCCUCCGGCACACGAGGAUCCAACCACCCAACAUGGAUUCUUCCCUCCUCCUCCUCCUCUUCCCGUCCCACAGUUUUCUCAAGUUUGUCAUAAGAGAUCUGAGGCUGAGUUUCCGGAUCCUAACGAGGAUAAGAUCUAUACAAACCUUCAAUCCAAAGAUGAAUCCCAAACCUGCUCCAGUCUUCUUCAUGUCAACUCUAUGAGUCCUAGUCGGGAGGUUUUGGACCUAUCUCUGCCUAAGAACGGAGAAGAGUUGAAAGUGGAGGAAGUGCAGGAUAUGAAGGUGGACGGCGAGGAGUACCAAAAUAUUGUAUUAGAGCCGUCUUUGAACCCAGAUAGUUCGAGCAAGAAUGAAGAAACGUUAGAAGAAAGAGUUGAACCAAAGGAAACAGUGGAACCUGUUAAAUUAGAAACUAAAGAAGAAGUUAGCGAGGACGUGAUAUCCUUUGAACCCAGCAGUAUGCCAAGCAUGCCGGAGGCCAACAUCUCCUGUCCAGAGUCUCAACAAAAACUACUUCUAGAUCAUGAUGAAAACACUGCCGGUUUGGAGUCCUACGACGAUUACUCCGGACUGAUGAAUCCUGAUGAAGAUGCAGAAUCUAGAUCUCAAUCCCCUCUCCAGUUUGAUGAUCCUAACAGGAUUGACUGUAAGUUCUGUGGAAUGAUCUUCAAUGCUCCUCACGUAAGAAGUUUCCAUGAGAAAGGCCACGCUCAGGAGCACGAAGAAUAUGACGGAGAACUGACGAGACUAUUCUGUGGAUUCUGUGGGAAAACGUUUAAGAAAGCUACCUACAGGAUGCUCCAUGAGAAGGGACACACUGGUGAGCUAACCAUCUACUGCCAGUACUGUGAGAGAAGGUUCAGGUGGGAAAGUGAACUCAAGUCUCACCACAAGUUCUGCUCCUACGAGAAUCCAUCCAAACCUCAGGUUAAGAAGAAACUUCAUUCUACAAACCGACAUAUUGAUAAGGAUGACUGGGUUGCCAACCAUCCUUCUAUGCCAACUGGAUGGAAACUAAGAACUAGGCCUAGACCAACACAAGAAGGACAACUGUACUUUAUAUUCCUAUCUCCUGAAGGACAGGUGUUCCACUCUAGAAAAGCAAUGCUUCAGCAGAUGGAAAAAACCGGAGGAUAUUCUAUAGAAGAUCUGACCAAGGUUCGUAGAAGUGCAAAGACGGGACCGAGGGGACGGAAAGGACGGGGAUCAGGAUCAGGUCGGGAUAGAUCUCCAGAUAUAGAUAUGGAUACAAGCGGUAGCAAUCUUGAUAUCACUGACCUGGAUAGUUCGGAUGCAUAUAGGAAAGAAGGAGAAUCUGAUGAGGUUGAGGUUGAAGGGUCUAGUUCCUCCUGGAGCUGGGACGAAACUUCUCUCCCAGCAGGUUGGAAGGUCCGGUUGAUAUCUCAAUCCUCUGGAGAAUCAAAGUACGAGUUCUUGUCUCCGGAAAAUCAUCGGUUUACCACCAGGAAGGAGGUUUUGAACCACGUGAGGAGGAGGAAGGACGGAACGGACCCUGAGGUUGAGAAACCCAGCUUGGAGCAGAAUGAAACCUCUCCAAAACGGCAACGGUUAGUUUCCAACCAGAUGAUUGUCACGAGCAGGAUCAAAGCUAUGCGCAGAGAUGUAAUUAACAACGAGGAAUUAUCACAGGAAUCAUUUAAUAAAGAGCCGGUAAUAUUCGUGCCAAAAAUACUUAGUUUAGUAAAAAAUAUGGAUUUAUCAGAGUACGAGGGUUCAGAUCUACCAUCGGUAAGAAUACCGAUUAACUGUGUUCACUCAGAUGAAGGACUCAGGAACAAUAUUGAGGAGAUCAAGCAGGAACUCAAGGAACGGCAAAUAGAGUUCGACAACAAGGGUCGCGAGGAGGAGGAUGCUGAGGUUGGAACUGGAGUUCCUGGAACUAGAACUCUCAGGUUCAGACAGAGACAGAACUAUGAGGAACUUGACGAUGAUGUGUUCCAGGCUUUGAUAAGUAAACGUUUAUCCCAACCUCCUCCUCCUCUCCUUGUAGCUCUGGAUAGAUCAGAUGAUGAUACUAACAACGAAACCAAAGGAAGAGAACGGAACCGAUUCUCAGAAGAGGAAACGAAAAUGUUGGAGAAAUGGUUCGACAAGAAUCCGUAUCCUACAGAACAGCAACGACAGGAGAUCAGUGAGAUUAUGAGAAUACCACCGAAGAAGGUUCGGAUCUGGUUUCAGAAUAAACGCUGCAAGACGGAUGAGGGAAAAAUCAAAUGUUUCUUUGCUCGAAACAAUAUUCAGAACUCGGAGGAGGACGAGGAACCGGAUGAAACUGAUUUAGACUUGAUCUCUUGCUCAACCUGUUCUCAAACCUUCUCAUCAAGGACCAAUUUCAAGAUUCAUCACAAGAGGGUUCAUGGUUCAGAUAUAGAGAUACUCGAGUGCAAGGAGUGUCGAAAAGCUUUUGAUACGCAGUGGAACCUUAAAACACAUGGAAUAGAAGCACAUUCUAAAUUUGGUUAUGAAUAUGAAAAUAUAGAAGGGAACGGGAACGAAGAGAGCGGAAGAACUAAGUUCACAAAAACACAAAUUGUUGGAUUGAGAAACUCUUUUGCUCUGAACCCGUAUCCGGACCGGGACGAAUACAAGAAGCUGGAGACGGAUCUCAACAUCUCCAAUAAAAUUUUGCACAGUUGGUUCCAGAACAACAGGCACAGGGAAAAGAUUACAGGACAGUUAUAUUUGUCAGGACACCAGGAUGGAUUGGAGGACUAUACAGAGGACGGGUGGAGACAUGAUGACGAUGACUCCAGAACCAGAUACAAUCCUGGACACAAGAAAACCAAGUUCAGUGAUCAUCAGAGGUAUUAUCUGCAAAGCUUCUUCUCGGAGAAGGAGUACGUUGACGAAGACGACAUCAGCGACCUUUCUGCCGAGCUGAUGCUGUCCCCGAAGGUUAUCAGGAUCUGGUUCCAGCACGCCAGGGAACGAAAGAAGAAGAAUUUACCAAUAAUACCGCGAGGACGGGGUCGAGGCCGGGGAGGGAUGAGAGGGAGAUAUAUACCAACAGGACGGGGAAGAGGAAGACCAGUCAAAGAGAAGAUUGAAGAAUUGGAUGAUGGAUAUUUUGAUCUAGAUGAUGAUUCCAUGUCGAUGGAUUGUCCUGAAGGUUCAACCAUUGAGAAAAUGUCUGAUAAGGUUUCAGUAUUCAACUCCAUCGGCAAGAAUAGGUUUACAGAGUUCCAGAAAGUAUUCCUUGAAGGAUUCUACGCGGAUAUAGCGGAUCCUGACUCAGACGACCUGGAUUAUCUUUGUGAGCAUGUAAACGCAUCAAGAGAGAAGAUACUGGAGUGGUUUAAGGAAAGGAACAGUAAGCAAAGUGAGAAUGAAGCGGAAAGAAUCUGCUCCGAGAUACUCAAUCGUCUCCUAGACAGGAUAAAUUUUGACUCCAAACCCUCCUCCUCUGGAUAUAUAGACCUGGGAGAGAAGUAUUCUUGUCCCUACUGCGGGAAAUCCUUCCCUGAAGAGCAUUUACUUCGAGAACACGAGAAGAUCGAAGCUAUUGAGUUUGAGAAGGAAGCACAGAAGUUUAAAGAAGCAGGCCCAGUAGUUGAUGACGGGGUUUAUGUAACCCUAGAGGAUGGGGUUGAAGAGAGUCAGGUGGAAUGCUUUGAUGACAUUGAUGAUGGAAGUGAUUCGGAAGAUAACUAUUACAGUCCUGAAGAUGACCUGGAUAAGGAUGAUUCUCUGCAGAGCUCUACUGUGGAGGAUCACGUGAAGAGACCACUGAACCCCUUCAUGGUUUGGUUGCAGGAGGAGAGGAAGAAGGUUCAAGAAGGAGGGUUGGAUAGAACCUCGAGAUCUACUGGAGAUCUGAUAAGAGAUCUCAGUUUACUUUGGAAAUCAAUGUCCGAGUAUGAUAAGAUGCCCUACAUUGAAGAAUCUAGACGACUUAAAGAAAUUCACAAACGUGAUCAUCCGAACUACAGUUUCAGUCCAACCCGGAAACGUGGUUCUGCCAAUCACUAUCCUGUCAAGACCUCCCGGAGAACUAACGUUGUAAAAUCCAACAUAUGUAAAAGAUGCCAUGUCGGGUUUACAACUAAAGGAAAUCUUUUCAAACACCUUCGACAUUUCCAUCCGGAAAAUCCGUACGAUCCCAACCAAUACGUUCUGGGUUCGGAAAAAAAGAAGGAGCGGAAUUUACGAAGAUGUGAAAGAUGCAAUAUGGAUUUUAUCUCAAAGAUAGGUCUUGCGCGUCACAUGCUUAAAGCACACAAAGAGCGUCAAGAUUCAUUCAGGUCUGACUAUUACGACGAAGAUACGACGGAUUCCAUGAGUACAGAUCAGUUUUCUCUUCCUAGAUCUAGAGUUGAAUAUAUUGAACCUGUAACCUCUAGCUCCGACAGGUUUGACUCCUAUGAGGAGGAUAUGGAUAGAAAAGCUCAUGUUAAAACAAGGUUCACUGGUCACCAAAGACAAGUACUUCUCGACAGUUUCCACAAAAGUAUUUAUAUGUCCAAGUGUGACGCAAAGGAAAUGUACUUCAGCCUAUCUGACCGGCUUCAGCUGCCAACUAAGAUUAUAAAGAUCUGGUUCCAGAAUGCGCGGAGUGCAAGAAAACGCGGGAAACCUCUUUUCUCCUAAGACCGAGGCCCGACGUUUUUUCCUUAUCUUCUGGGCCAUCUUAAAAUUAAACGUGAAACCAUUAGUAUGUAUUAAUGUGCAUUUAAAUUUAUGUUCCAUACUUUCAAAAUUAGUAUAACAAGUCCUGGGCAAUCAUUUUAAAAUUAACAUUGCUAGAGUAAUUUCUUGAUAAUGUCAAGAUGGAGAAAAUCAAGAUCAUUUCAUUCUUAAUAGCCUUGUAAUUAGCUGACAUCACUGUCUCGAAAGAAAUCUUUUUGUGUUAUUUUGUUAAGCUUUUAGUAGCUCCAUGAACGUAUUUUUUUAUAACAUUUUCUAUGUUUAGUUAGAUUCUGUUUGAUUCUGUAUUCUCGAAAUGACAAUAUUUAGACUUAAAAAUAUUAAAUAUUGUGAAUUUCUAAAUAUUUUAGAGAUUUCAGUUCAGUGAGUUUGUUAAAUAAUAUUUUUGUGCUGUGAUUUUCUUCUAGUCUUGAGGUUAAUGUUUUUCUUUGUUAAAUGAUUUUAGAAAAUUCAAAAUGUACACUGUACAGUAUACACAGUUUACUCUGUAAUGUACACGCUGAUUCGAAGAUGUCGUCUUUGCACGCCGUCGUUUGGUGAAUCAUCAUGCUUCACAAUAAGAUAAAUUUUCAGUUUCUCAGAAAAUUAUUCAUUUUCAUUAUUAAUAGAACCAGUUUAGCGAUGUUAAAAAUUUAGUAUUUGGAAUUUAAUCAAUAAAUGUAUUAUGAUGAA